AUGCAGAACCCUGAUUAUGAUUAUCUCUUUAGUCAGUGCUUGCAUUCAGAGUGUGGGAAUGAAUCGGGGAUGGGUGGCAGUGUGCUGACGUGGUUCUCUCUCUCACACACACUCGACUCGACCCAACCUCGACUCGUGCCUCGCCGGACCGAUCACCUUCUUCUACACCGCUACCUUGACCUUGACCGACGCACUAGAACUGCUCCUCAUCGGCGACUCGGGCGUAGGCAAGUCGUGCCUGUUGUUGCGUUUCGCCGACGACACGUACACCGAAUCGUACAUCUCGACCAUCGGCGUCGACUUCAAGAUUCGCACGAUCGAACUGGAGGGCAAGACGGUCAAGUUGCAGAUCGUGAGUGUUGGUUCGGUGGGGAAUGCAGGCAGGCGCCUUUGAUCGGUCUCACCAGCGGGGAGGGCUUUCGGACGCGGGUCGACGGGUCGAGCACACUGGAAUGAGCCCUGGGGAGAUCGGAACCGACCUCUAGAACGUUUCGUUCUCGGGAAUGGGACAGGGUACAUGGCUCGAGUAAAAGGGCCGAGAUUGGGACUCGACGCGCCCAUCGAGUGACGAACGCCCCCCCCCCUCCCCCCCCUCCCCUCUGCCACACACCUUGAAGGGAUCGGCGACGCGAUGCCCCCCGCCCGUCCCCGUGUGUGAUGCACAUUUGGAAUGAGUUGAUUGCAACCGUGGUGGGCUGAGCGGGCGCUUCGUCGAGGGUCGGAUCACCUUGGCUCGGGGAGGACAACGCCAGGCACGGACCGCACCCACACCGACACACACCGCCGUUACGAAACCACAAACCCCCUUACGAUACUGAUCCCGUACGCGUUCAAUCUCUCACAGUGGGACACAGCAGGACAAGAACGUUUCCGCACGAUCACGUCGUCGUACUACCGCGGCGCGCACGGCAUCAUCGUCGUCUACGACGUCACCGACAACGACACCUUCUCCAACGUCAAGCAGUGGCUCCAAGAAAUCGACCGUUACGCAUGCGAGGGCGUCAACAAGUUGCUGGUCGGGAACAAGAGCGAUUUGACGACCAAGAAGGUGGUCGAUUAUUCGACCGCCAAGGAAUUCGCGGAUUCGAUCGCCGUGUCCAUGUUGGAGACCUCGGCCAAGAACGCGACCAACGUCGAACAGGCGUUCUUGACCAUGGCGAAGCAGAUCAAGGAUCGGUACGUUUCUCGGCGCAGCGAUGAUGGACUAUGGUGAAUCUUACUUGGGGAUACUCACAUGUUCUUAUCUUCUCCCUUUUUGCAGUAUGGCCACCACGCCCGUCAACUCGGGACCGGGUAAGGCCGCUCUCAAAGUCACGGCCGGGUCCGCGGUCAACCAACCCGCCGCUGGGGGAUGUUGCUAA
Microbotryum saponariae is the source of this 1361-nucleotide messenger RNA. The record is from the annotation of a GenBank genome assembly. Lineage: Eukaryota; Fungi; Basidiomycota; Microbotryomycetes; Microbotryales; Microbotryaceae.